Molecule: messenger RNA, 1008 nt
Organism: Adineta ricciae
Lineage: Eukaryota; Metazoa; Rotifera; Eurotatoria; Adinetida; Adinetidae
Source: the annotation of a GenBank genome assembly
AUGCCUCGAAAAACGUUUUUAUUAAAUCGUUCUGAAGCACGUGCGUGUCGGUUAAAUGGUAUUCAAGAAUCACAAUACUUGCCGCAAAGACCAGAACUUCGUCAAUCAUUUGCAGACCAUGUUAUCUAUAAUAGUAAUCAAUUACCACCGAAAGUCGAUCUACGACCUAAUAUGACACCCGUUGAAGAUCAAUCAAGAAUUGGUAGUUGUGUCGCCAAUACUCUUGCGGGUGCCUAUGAGUAUUUAACGAAAAAAGCUAAUGGUUACGAUAUCGAUGUUAGCCGUCUCUUCAUCUAUUAUAAUGCACGAGCUCAAGAUAGCCAAUCGGGUCAAUUGACAGAUUCUGGCUGCUCGAUGACCAAUGGCAUUGAAUCAUUGCAAGCGCACGGAGUUUGCCUCGAAUCGAUGUGGCCGUACAAUAUUGAGAAUGUCAAUAUGCCUCCUUAUCAAGAACUUUAUCAAGCAGCUGAUGAUUUUAAAAUAACCGAAGCUUUUCAACUUGAAUCCGAUUUACAUCAGAUGAAGUCUUGUUUAGCACAAGGCUUUCCGUUCGCUUUUGGUUUGAAAUUAUUUACAUCAUUUGAUAAAGCAUCUAGGACAGGAGUUGUACCAAUGCCUGAUGAAUCGGAACAAAGUCGAGAAUCUCACGGCAGUCAUGCUCUACUAGCUGUCGGUUAUAGCGACCAAUCGGCUUCUUUCAUCGUUCGAAAUUCUUGGGGAAAAUAUUGGGGAGACAAUGGUUACUGUUAUAUACCGUAUGAUUAUCUAGCGAAUCCGAAUUUUUGUUUUGAUAUGUGGACUGUGCGUCAGUUAGCAAGUGAUGAUUUUGGUCAAGAACAUUGGGACAAUGAUGAUUCAAUUAACUACCAUUAUGUUGAAGAGGAUCCUGAUGGAAAUGAAGAACCUAGUCGAGCUAUUGAACAGUAUGAAAACGAGAAUGAACUUAUGAAUGACAUGAAAAAUUUUGCUCAGAAGAUGAUAGGCUCCUUUUUUUCGCUUGCAUUCUGA